AUGGCCCGCCAGCAUCUGUCCCCUGAGACACGCUCUCGAAUUUGUGAGCUAAAACGUACGAAUGGAUGGGGUGCAAGACGCAUCAAAAAGCUUGCCUUUCCUGAUAUUCCUAUCUCUACUAUUCAUAGUACGCUUCGAAUGGAGGAUAAGCGUGUUGAAAAUCAUCGAGUUAUUGGCUCUGGGCGCCCUUUCAAGCUUAACGACGCUGAUAAAAAACGUCUAUAUGAGGCUGUGGAGCAGAGCCCAGAUAUUAUGAUUAAAGAGCUUCUUGCUCUUGUUGAUAAUAAGAUUGGACGUGAUGCGCUAUGGCGUCUGAUGCAGGUACGCAAUCUUCGGAAGUGGAGGAAAAAAAGCCAAUAUCUAAAGCCUGAACAUGCUGAAAAGCGACUCCAAUGGGCGCGUGAAUAUGAACACUUUACUCCUGAUGAUUGGCGUCGUGUCUUUUGGUCUGAUGAAUCUACAGUUGAAAGGGGUAUUGGGGCACGUCCAGAGUGGUCUUUUAUCUCUCCGAAACAUCAAUUAGACCGAUAUGAAGACGAGAAUGGUGAAGAAACAAGCCAGAUUCAACCAAUUCCUGCUACUGGGACCCAGGUCAAACAGAUGUUUUGGGCAGCCUUUUCAGGCUCUCUACGACGAACACCUCUUAUCGCCUUAACUGGGGACCCUUUGUCUGCCCGUCAGGGUAUUUCCUCGCGUACAAUCGACACCGUUCUUCGUCGCUAUCUCCCUACUUUGAUGUAUGUUGCUGCUACCCUACAAGAGCUUGGCUUUAUAGUCAUGAAAUGGCCACCCUAUUCGCCUGAUCUUAACCCGAUUGAGAACCUCUGGGCGCUAUUAAAAGCUGAAAUCCUACGUCUUCGACCUGAUCUUCUACACCUCUCAAAUAACGAAUCUACACGUCAGUUACUGAUCGAGACGGCAAAGCUAGCUUGGGAGAAUAUUAGCUUUGAUAUACUAGAGAAGUUAGCUAUCACUAUGCCGCAUAGAGUAGAGCAGGUUAUUAGGAACCACGGCUGGUAUACAAAGUACUAG
Molecule: messenger RNA, 1032 nt
Organism: Penicillium taxi
Lineage: Eukaryota; Fungi; Ascomycota; Eurotiomycetes; Eurotiales; Aspergillaceae
Exons: 2
Coding region: 1-1032 (343 amino acids)
Molecular function (GO): nucleic acid binding
Source: RefSeq, a predicted model, not a curated record